This is a messenger RNA of Larimichthys crocea (large yellow croaker), 2211 nucleotides long. RefSeq lists its product as uncharacterized. The record is from RefSeq and is a predicted model, not a curated record. Gene Ontology annotation, molecular function: nucleic acid binding. Lineage: Eukaryota; Metazoa; Chordata; Actinopteri; Sciaenidae. The transcript is spliced from 2 exons. Bases 307 to 1758 code for a protein of 483 amino acids.
ACAAACAUUGCUUUGCACUUAGUUUGCAAUUUCGUAACACACACUUUGUAUAUGUGUAAAUACAAUUCACUGCACAGGACUCCUUUUGCAAAACUGUAAACACAGCUCCACUGCUUUACACUCAAUUUCCAGAUGAUCUACACACUCCUAUCAAAACUAUACAUAUUUAUGGCUAUUUUUUACACAAUUCUGCCAACUGUCAGGCCACACUUUCACAUGUGAAAACUAUUAUUUAUAAUUACUUCACUUUGCAAUCAGCCUGAGCACUAUAAAUAAGCCACAGGUAAGCUUUUUGUGUGGAGAACAAUGGAAGGAGACAGAAGAGUAAGAGGAGUGAGAGUAAGAGGAGGGCGAGGAAGAGGACUUGGAGGUGAAGAAGCAGGAGGACGAGGACGUGGACAAGGAAAUGAAUUCGGAGGAAGAGGAGGAGGAGGUGCAGAAGCAAGAGGGAGAGGAGGACAGCGAAGACAAGGAGGAGCACUUAGAGGAAGAGGACAACGAGGUGCACUUAGAGGAAGAGGACGAGGAGGUGCAGAAGCACAAGGAGAACGAGGAAGGGAAGAGGAACGGGAAGGAGUACGAGUAAGAAAUAGAAUCACUGAUGUCAUCAGAGCUACAAUAGUGGACCAUGUAAUCAACCAUGGCAUGAGCCUAAGGGAAGCUGGCCAACGGGUUCAACCCAACCUGAGCCGCUACACUGUAGCAGGCAUCAUAAGAACAUUUCGAAAUGAGAAUCGAAUUGUUAGACAACCUGUUGCUGGGGGCAGAAGAAGACUAUUCACGGCUGAACAAGAGACCCACAUAGUGAAUAUGGUGCUGGCAAACAACUCCAUAAGGCUACGAGAAAUACAGCAGCACAUAAUAGAGGAUGACACAACAUUCGAACACAUAAAUAAUGUGAGCAUCUCUGCAUUAUCUCGCAUACUGGCACGAAACCGAAUAAGGAUGAAGCAGGUCUAUAGGGUCCCAUUUCAAAGAAACAGUGAACGUGUGAAACAACUGCGAUAUGAAUUUGUGCAGGUAAGCUUACUGUAUCAUUGGUACUCAAUCUGGAAGUGCAUACUGUGUGCUGUGCAUGGGCCUGCUGUGCUGCAUUUGUUUUGUCUUUUCCAGAGAGUGAUGGCCCUAGAGGCAGAUGCCAUGGGUCAUGAGCUGGUCUUUGUGGAUGAGGCAGGCUUUAACCUCAGCAAAACCAGAAGACGGGGAAGGAACAUUAUUGGACACCGUGCCAUAAUCAAUGUCCCAGGACAGCGCGGUGGAAACAUUACCAUGUGUGCAGCCAUCAGUCAAAACGGUGUUGUUCACCAUCAUGCAACUCUGGGCCCAUACAACACUGCACACAUUCUUACAUUCCUGGACACCCUGCAUGACAUAUUCACUCUCGUUCAGAGACCAGAGCCGACCAGAUAUGUCAUCAUAUGGGACAAUGUUAGUUUCCACCGCGCUGUUCUGGUCCGCAACUGGUUUACCGAUCACCCGGAAUUCAUUGUGGUCUACCUCCCCCCUUACUCUCCAUUCCUAAAUCCCAUUGAAGAGUUUUUCUCUGCUUGGCGCUGGAAGGUUUAUGACCGUCACCCCCAUCAGCGCAUAGCCCUUCUACAGGCAAUGGAGGAGGCAUGCGGAGACAUUGACCAGGUGUCAUGUCAGGCCUGGAUACGACACUCCAGGAGAUAUUUUCCCCGGUGCCUAGCAAUGGAAGACAUUGCAUGUGAUGUGGACGAGAUUUUGUGGCCAGACCCAGUAAGAAGACAAGACUGAUUUUUGUCAUUUUAUGUUUUUUUUUUUUUGUGCCUUGACCUGAAAAACACACUUUAUGUUUACGUAUUUGGAUGUGUGUAAAUAAAUAUCCAUUCACUUUGACCCCUGUGUGUUACUGUAAAAGGUACUGAAAACCGAUAUGCCCUGCACACAGGAUAAGCAAAAGCCAAAUGAGUUUUUCAUUGUUACUGUCAGUGUGCAGUGGCUGCUUUGUGUGCUUACUGAUAUUAUGAGUUGUGUGCACCGUCGGAUACAAAAAUAACUAUUUUUAAAAGAGUGAACAGUUUAGCAAAAAGUGCUUAUGCAACAGUACAAAAACAUGCUUUUGCAAGUGAUCUACUGUGUUUUGCUAUUUGGGUGAAAGGUUUUGCGAUUUGUGUGUAGAGUUUUGCAAAAAAAGCCAAAAGUUUCAAAAAUUGCGUCUUAGCUAUCAGAAAAAACUGUAAACACAUC